Molecule: messenger RNA, 1261 nt
Organism: Pollicipes pollicipes
Lineage: Eukaryota; Metazoa; Arthropoda; Thecostraca; Pollicipedomorpha; Pollicipedidae
Gene: Rab1
Product: RAS oncogene family member Rab1
Exons: 6
Coding region: 165-773 (202 amino acids)
Molecular function (GO): GTPase activity; GTP binding
Source: RefSeq, a predicted model, not a curated record
GCUGCGUCAUAAUUGCACGCACGCCCUCAGCUUAGACGUCAGCUGCUUGCGCCUGUGUGGUGGGGUAUUGCGUGGAGGUGGUUGUACUGUACGAAAUUAAGUACAAGUAAAUAUACCAUACCCAAGAACACUAUAUUGUGAACUGUAUCUUAUUCACACUCAUCAUGAAUCCCGAAUACGACUACCUGUUCAAGCUACUGCUGAUUGGCGACUCUGGCGUCGGCAAGUCAUGCCUGCUCCUGCGGUUCGCUGACGACACGUACACAGAGAGCUACAUCAGCACGAUUGGCGUCGACUUCAAAAUCCGCACGAUAGAGCUGGAGGGCAAGACGAUCAAGCUGCAGAUCUGGGACACGGCCGGCCAGGAGCGCUUCCGCACCAUCACCUCGUCCUAUUACCGCGGCGCGCACGGCAUCAUCGUCGUCUACGACUGCACCGACCAGGAAAGCUUCACCAACGUCAAACAGUGGCUGCAGGAGAUCGACCGCUACGCCUGUGACAACGUCAACAAGCUGCUGGUCGGCAACAAGUGCGACCUGGCCGCCAAGAAGGUGGUCGACUUCACCACGGCCAAGGAGUACGCCGACCAGCUGGGCAUACCGUUCCUGGAGACGUCGGCCAAGUCGGCCACCAACGUGGAGCAGGCGUUCCUGACCAUGGCCUCCGAGAUCAAGGGCCGGAUGGGGCCGCAGUCGGCGGCCGAGCAGGGUGGCGGCCGCGUCCAGAUCCAGGAGGGCCGGCCGAUCGAGGCCAACAAGAGCGGCUGCUGCUGAGCCGCGGCGCUUAGGUAAAUGGCCGACUGGCGAGACCGACCCGAGGCGGAGCCGCACGCCGCCCGCCGCGCUCGGCCCCCACGCCGCUAGGGCCACCCCCAGGCCCGCCACGGCCCUCUGCAGACGUGCACACGCACGACUCCACAUGGACACACACACACACACGCACGCGUGCGCGCGCGCAGGAGACGGUGGCACGCCCGGCGUUCCCCUUCCACCCAACCCAGCCAACGAGACACCGCGCACCCAUACAUUAGAUAGCCCCCCCCCCCCCCCCGACGCAGCACACCCAUCACCGGCACACAGUGGGUAUGCACUUGGAAACGGACAGGCAGGUUUGCUUCGCAUGUAGAGGCGCAUAGUACAUGCGGGCUGAAAUAAACAUUUACCUUGUUUCCCGGCCGCACACACACACACGCGCACACACGUGCGCGCACACACGCGCGCGCACACACGCGCGCGCACACACAUACACACACACACACAUA